ACCUAAAAAGCAGCGUGAGUAUAUCCACUGUUCGCUUCUUCCUCUGCCUCUUCUCCAAUUUCACCAUCUGCUUGGAUCCGCAAUGACAAGCAUUCAAAAUGCCCGACUCGAAACCUAUCUGCUCUGAUUCCAUCCCUUGAAACAACCAUUUAUUUUCUUCGAAAAAUGGCGAGUGCGGCAUUCCGAUCGAAAGGCAGGCGCUCCUCCACCGGCAGCCCGGCGGACGCUGGCUGCCUCCGGCGGUCGAGGAGCUUGAGCCGCUGUUCCGGUCGAUUCCCACCCCCGUCGCCGGAGAUCGAUGAAUAUGAGACGCCGAGAGGAAGGUUUGUGAACAAGUUGAGGGGUUCCGAGUUUGACAUUAGUCUUGAUGAUCUCGCCGACGAGUUCUUUCAAGCGGUGGCGCAGGAGUGCGAGGAGGAUGCUGCUCCUGCGGCUGGUCGAUCUAGUCGCCGGGUGAUUGGGGAGAGGUUGAUGGCGGACACGGAGUCUUCUCGUCGGCGAGGGAGGUCGGUGUCGAGGCAUCGUGCUGAUAGUGCGGCGUCGAAGGGGAAGGGGUUUUCUGGCAAUAAUGGGAAUUCGAGGCCACGGCGAUCUGCUUCAGUUUCUCGAUCUCGGGUUAGCGAAUUGGAGGUUGAUAAAACUGGUAAAUUCAGGCCCCUGAGCAAGAAGGGAGUGAAUUCUACUGGUGGGGGCCUUCAAAAGCCUUCAUUGCAUAAGCAGACUAGUGAAGACCAUGCCUUAGGAACUUCAAUGAGUCAAAAGGAUUUCUUCCAAUCACAGGAUUGCUGCUCAUGUCCGUGUUUUCAGAGCCAUUCAUCAUCCCUAACUGAUGAUGAAACACAAGAUGCUCGUUCAAGUGUAAGUGUGAAUGAGAAGACAAUACAAGAAGUUUAUUACCUUGGAAAGACAGAUCACCCUGCUGGAGAUGGUGGCUUCAGAUCCUAUGAAAAUAAGUGUAAAGAACGAAAUUUGGUAGAAGAACUGAGGGAGCUUGAAAAGUCUGAGAAACGCAAGCAGGAUUUGCUAGCUGCACUGGCUAUUGAGGAGAAACGUGGUCAAGAGCUCUAUAAAAUUGUGAAAGAGUUGCUUUCCUCUCCCAAAAAAAUAGCUGAGCCAACAAAACAAUCACCAUCUACAAAGAAACGCACUGAUAAACUGAAGAUCUCAAAAUAUUUGGAUGAAGAGGCUGAAAGAUACUUCGAGGAUUUUUUAUCAAAUGUGGAAGAUACUGAUUUAUCAUCCUUUGAAGGAGAAAGGAGUGAUACGGGAUCAACUACUAAGCCGAGCGAUGCCAUUAAUAAUGAUGAGGCGGGAAUACACCCAGAUCUACUGAGGGCUGCUUCUUCUCCUGUUGUGACAGAUGGUGUCAUGUUUCCGUGGCUGCAAUGGGAAACUAGUAAUAGCUCUUCUCCUUCACCUUGUAAAAGUAAGACAGCAAUUAAGCAGAAUUCAGAUAGUGCUAGUGGGAGUUGGAGCCCUGAAAUCCAUGAAGGCUUUUGUGCCAUUUCUGGAGAAGUAGCAAAUGUUAGCAGGCUUGGUGCAGCCGAAAGCCAGAGGAACAAGCCAGUUGUUCCAGAAAGAGGCUAUUCGUUUGACAUGGAUGAGUAUCUUCAGCUGCAGCGUAGGGAGGACCUUCUUCUAGAGGUAUGGGAGCAGAGGCAGAGAAUAGCUUCAGGUAGCCUGGUUUUGUGCAGCAGAGCCUUUAUUUGAAGAAAUUGUGAACUAAAUUUGUAUGUCUUUGUUUCUGUACAUAUAUUUGGCAACUAAAAUUACAUCCAAGACUUUUAUAAUGUAGUUAUUUGAGAGGGUCAAAUAAAUCUCCCUCCUUUUUAUUGGAAUCAUGAACAGUAUAACUUGUUGGGA
Phalaenopsis equestris is the source of this 1863-nucleotide messenger RNA. RefSeq lists its product as uncharacterized. Bases 166 to 1710 code for a protein of 514 amino acids. NCBI's taxonomy places the organism in Eukaryota, Viridiplantae, Streptophyta, Magnoliopsida, Asparagales, Orchidaceae. The record is from RefSeq and is a predicted model, not a curated record. The transcript is spliced from 7 exons.